This is a messenger RNA of Thlaspi arvense, 615 nucleotides long. NCBI's taxonomy places the organism in Eukaryota, Viridiplantae, Streptophyta, Magnoliopsida, Brassicales, Brassicaceae. The record is from the annotation of a GenBank genome assembly.
AUGUUUUUUGCUGGGUCUGAAACUACAAGCAGCACCAUAGAAUGGGCAAUGGCAGAGUUACUUCGUGGGCCAGGUGCAAUGAAAAAUGUUAAAGAAGAGAUUGAUCGAGUUGUACCUAACCGGAAGGUUGAAAAGAGUGACAUAGAUCGGUUGCCUUAUUUGCAGGCGGUGGUAAAGGAAACACUCCGUCUACACCCUGCAAUUCCUCUACUGGUCCCACGGAACUCAAUGGAAGAUUCAAACUACAUGGGUUACCACAUCCCCAAGAAUACACAAGUCUUCGUGAAUGCAUGGGCAAUUGCAAGAGACCCAGAGAGCUGGAAUGACCCCCUCUCUUUCAAGCCUGAGAGGUUUCUUGGCAAAGACAUUGAGUAUAAAGGGCAGCACUUUGAGUUGAUUCCUUUUGGUUCUGGGAGAAGGAGUUGUAUCGGCUACUCCUUGGCUCACCGAGUGCUUCACCUCGCGCUGGCCACCCUGCUGCAGUCUUUCAACUGGGAGCUCAGCGGGUCUGUGACUCCAGAAACCAUGGACAUGCGUGAAAGUGUGGGGAUAUCAGUGAGAAAGCUAAUACCUAUAAAGGUGAUACCCAAAAAGCGAAUUGGAGGAAGGAGGUAA